UUCCGGAGACGUCGGCCAGCCUAUAAGGUCUUAUUUCAUCUCAUGAAUAUUUAAAAUAAGGGAUGUGUCUUGAGUAGAUGACGCUCCUCCACCAACGCGCAGGCGCGUUGUACUUCGGGAGAGAGGAAGCGGCCGUCGUCGUAGAGGGUUCGUUUGGUUGUGAGAAUCCCGAAGAUCCCGUGCAUGAAAAACGCACGGAAACCGGCUACAUUGGGAAGACUUGGAAGACGGGAAAGGAAGUAGCGAGCUAGCGUUAUCAUUGAUAAUUAUUGGACUGAACCAAUACAACAACUGACCGAAGUUAAACACUGGCAUGUUUGAGUAAUCACAAAGAAGACGGGUGCUGCGAUUAAACAGAAUUAGCCCGACGAACCUCGCUCGCUUGCUGCACUGAGGCUGAUAUAGAAAAGCUGGUCUGAUACAAAACGCACAGCCGGACGAACCCUGGGACUCUGAGAAAAGAAUGAGUUAUAAACCGAUUGCUCCGGCCCCCACAGGCUCCAACCACACCCCGCCCGGUUCUAGCGUGCCCUCUCCCUCUCUCCCCUCGUCUUCCACCUUCCGCCCAGCGUUCAGCGACUUCGGACCCCCUUCCAUGGGCUUCGUCCCGCCAGUGAAGGUGUCUCAGGGUUCCACCUACAGCGAGCUGCUGUCCGUCAUCGAGGAGAUGAGCCGCGAGAUCCGCCCCACCUACGCCGGCAGCAAGAGUGCCAUGGAGAGGCUAAAGAGAGGUAUCAUCCACGCCCGAGCGCUGGUCAGGGAGUGUCUAGCGGAGACGGAGAGGAGUGCUCGCACAUAACCCCCAACCUCCCCCCCCCUCCCCUGGGACGCACACACGGUUCUCCCUCCCCAUCGAUCCAGUAAACCCAGCGUCAAUGCUGGUAGCGUGACAGUUUUGUAAACCCAAUUUUUUGCAGCUAGUGGAAUUAAAUAAAAUCGUUUUUCAAUUAAA
This is a messenger RNA of Anguilla rostrata (American eel), 952 nucleotides long. It is a transcript of the gene cdk2ap2, whose product is annotated as cyclin dependent kinase 2 associated protein 2. NCBI's taxonomy places the organism in Eukaryota, Metazoa, Chordata, Actinopteri, Anguilliformes, Anguillidae. The coding region runs from base 464 to 799 and encodes 111 amino acids. The record is from RefSeq and is a predicted model, not a curated record. The transcript has 5 exons. Gene Ontology annotation, cellular component: nucleus; cytoplasm; microtubule. Gene Ontology annotation, biological process: negative regulation of G1/S transition of mitotic cell cycle; regulation of microtubule cytoskeleton organization.